AUGUCCAUGGAGCAGAUGCAGCAGCAGCAGAUGAAGCAGCAGGAGCAGGAGCAGAUGCGCCAGUCCAUGAUGCAGCAGGUCAUGCUGCCCGACGCUCGCGAGCGCUUGGCUAGAAUAGCGAUCGUGAAGCCCGAGAAGGCUCGCGCCAUCGAGGACAUGGUGAUCCAGAUGGCCCAGCGCGGUCAGCUGACGGCCAAGAUCGACGAGGACAAGCUCAUCGACCUGCUGAACCAAGUGGGCGUCUCGGAGGAGAAGCAGCGCACCAAAGUCACGAUGAAGCGGCGAACGUACUUCAGUGAUGAGGACGACGACGAUGACGACGACGACUUUUAA
Phytophthora sojae is the source of this 333-nucleotide messenger RNA. RefSeq lists its product as hypothetical. The record is from RefSeq and is a predicted model, not a curated record. The coding region runs from base 1 to 333 and encodes 110 amino acids. Gene Ontology annotation, molecular function: DNA binding. Gene Ontology annotation, cellular component: nucleus; cytosol. The transcript has 4 exons. Lineage: Eukaryota; Oomycota; Peronosporomycetes; Peronosporales; Peronosporaceae.